AUGCAGUGUCUUCACAACCACAAGCCCUCCUACUGUAACCCCACUGACACCUCAUUUCUCCUCCUAUCCAUUUUGAACCUUGAUGCCCCCCAGACGUGACUCAAGUCUUCAUUAUCAUCAUCAUCACCUCCGGAGGAGCAUCUGGUCGCCAUGAAGGCCCAACACGUCUUCCUGCUCUGCAUCCUGGGAGCCGCUCUGCUGUCCACAGUCCUCUGCAGCAAUGGAAUUGGACCCGACGACUGCUGCUUCAGAUUCUACCGACGGCAGAUGAGGAAAACCGCCAUCCGCAUGUACCACUUGACUGAUCACCGCUGUCCCAAGCCUGCAGUCGUUUUGGUCACAGAACUGAAUCGGCGUCACAUCUGCGUGGAUCCAAAUCUUCUGUGGGUUGAGAACAUGAUGAGGCAUCUGGAUGAAAAGGACUUGAAGUGAACGUCUUGCUCAUCCCUUCACCUUCCUUUGCUUUGUUUCAUGCCUCACGUUUGAACGUUUGCUGCGUUCUGGAGGCUCAGCAUGUUGUUCUGAUGAACCAGAGACAUUUAUCUGACUGUUUCAGUGGUUUCCUUAUCU
This is a messenger RNA of Poeciliopsis prolifica (blackstripe livebearer), 570 nucleotides long. RefSeq names its product C-C motif chemokine 7-like. Gene Ontology annotation, cellular component: extracellular region. The transcript is spliced from 3 exons. Gene Ontology annotation, biological process: monocyte chemotaxis; positive regulation of GTPase activity; cellular response to type II interferon. Lineage: Eukaryota; Metazoa; Chordata; Actinopteri; Cyprinodontiformes; Poeciliidae. Gene Ontology annotation, molecular function: chemokine activity; CCR chemokine receptor binding. The record is from RefSeq and is a predicted model, not a curated record.